AUGUUGAUAUAUGUCCAAUCUGUCAUCCCCUCUGCCCAUUGUUUUGAACCACUAAUCGGUUUACCUAACAAGCAAUCUGCGACCCGGCAUCGCAGUAAACCGUGGAUAUGCCUGAUACCAUCUGGAUGUCUGAGGAACACCGUCACUAUCGUGGAGAUAGGAAUCACCAAUCAAUACAACCUAGUGGAUACGGAGAAGUUCAAGAAGCAGAAGUAG
Babesia bigemina is the source of this 216-nucleotide messenger RNA. RefSeq lists its product as hypothetical. The transcript has 2 exons. The record is from RefSeq and is a predicted model, not a curated record. The coding region runs from base 1 to 216 and encodes 71 amino acids. Lineage: Eukaryota; Apicomplexa; Aconoidasida; Piroplasmida; Babesiidae.